UUCCGGGUCGAUUGACAGAAGUCGAGAAUCAGGUGUUGUCUGUCGCAUUGUUUGCAUUCUUUGUUGUGUGGCCCGGGUAGCUCUAGAGCUCUAGGUACAGUAACCACCACCCCGCGGAACUCACUCACACAGCUCUUCCGAAACUAGAGAGCGCCAUGAAUUGUCACAGAUUACCCAGAAGACGAGUCGAGGGGGGGAAUUUUCAAUUUUAGCGCAAUCAUGGUAGCACUCUACGUCCACAGAAGUAGUAGCCUAACCAACGAGAAGUUAUAGUACAGUUGUUUCCUAUAGGCUUGAAAGCCAGGUGGAUAGUAGCGCGUUGUUUGGAUAUCGAGAGUGGAUAGCUUGCUCGGCAUGUCGGUGUUGAUGCUGUCUUUGAGGUACUGAACAUACAAACCUGUAGUCAUGAGGUUCAACGGGUUCCUGAAGGUUCGGGUAGGGGAGGCGGUGGAUCUUAAACCAACAUCCUACUCCAAACGGCACUCAAUCAGACCAACUGUGAAAUCUCAGUUGAUGGACCCUUACAUUGUGGCAAGAGUGGACGAUGUUAAAAUUGGACAGACUCUGACCAAGUCGAAAACUAACAGUCCCGUGUACAACGAGCAGUUGUGCGCGCAAGUUCGGGAAGGUAAAGUUCUGGAGUUGGCCGUGUUUCACGAUACUCCAAUCGGAUAUGACGACUUUGUUGCUAAUUGCACCUUUCACUUGGAGGAGCUGAUGGGCACAGCCAAUACGAGGAAUACGUUUGAAGGAUGGGUGGCACUGGAGCCAGAGGGACGUGUCUUCGUCACCAUCUCCCUCACAGGGUCCUUCAUCGACGAUGCUGCGUUGGUGAAUGGGCCGAUUCAGCACAAGGGUCUUGUGAGGAAGAAGGUGCUGAAGAGGAAGAUACACCAGGUCUACGGCCACAAGUUCAUGGCCACCUACCUGCGGCAACCCACCUUCUGCUACCACUGCCAGAACUUCAUAUGGGGGGUAUUUGGUAAGCAAGGAUAUCAGUGCCAGGUGUGCACCUGUGUGGUCCAUAAACGAUGUCACGGCCAGGUGGUAACGGAAUGCCCCCGCAUGAAGAAAAAGGAGGAAGAACAGUCGUCGGUCCCCGCGCAGGGCUUCAGCAUCAACGUGCCGCACCGGUUCAAGAAGCACAACUACAAGGUGCCCACCUACUGCAACCACUGCGGAUCGCUGCUGUACGGCGUCGUCAAGCAGGGCAUGCAGUGUCAGGGGUGCAAGAUGAAUGUCCAUAUUCGCUGCCAAGACAACGUGGCUCCUAACUGCGGAGUGGACAAUGCUAAGCUGGCCGAAAUGCUAGCAGAAAUGGGACUCAAACCAGGAGGAUCGCAUACGCGAAAGCCAACCAUCGUGAAGCCGGCGCCCCCUAGUGUGGAUGAGCCCCAGCAGUCCCCCACCCCACGGACGCCCAGGAUCGGCCUCAGGGACUUCACCUUCCUGCAGGUGCUGGGGAAGGGCAGCUUCGGCAAGGUGAUGUUGGCGUCCAUGCACAGUAGUGAGCGGGUGUACGCUGUGAAGAUGCUGAAGAAGGAUGUGAUCCUGCAGGACGAUGACGUGGAGGCCACCAUGAUCGAGAAGAGGGUGCUGGCCCUCGCACACACACACCCCUACCUCACGCAGCUCUACUACUGCUUCCAGACCACGGACCGGCUGUUCUUUGUGAUGGAGUUUGUGAACGGAGGAGACCUGAUGUUCCACAUCCAGCGGUCUCGCCGCUUCGACGAGGCUCGCGCUCGCUUCUACGCCGCGGAGGUCACCUGCGCCCUCAUAUACCUGCACUCCAAGGGCAUCAUCUACAGGGACCUGAAACUGGACAACGUGCUGCUGGAUAAAGAUGGCCACUGCAAGCUGGCCGACUUUGGCAUGUGCAAGGAGAACGUCUUCAGAGGAGACCUCACCACCACCUUCUGUGGCACGCCCGACUACAUUGCUCCAGAGAUCAUCGAGGAGAAGGCGUACGGCCACUCGGUGGACUGGUGGGCACUGGGCGUGCUGCUGUACGAGAUGCUGUCUGGGCACGCUCCGUUCGAGGCCGAGACGGAGGACGAGCUGUUCGAGUGCAUCCGCCGGGACACGGUGGUCUACUCGUCCUGGCUCAGCAGCGAGGCAGAGGACAUACUCAAAGGACUCCUGACCAAAGACCCUGAGUACAGGUUGGGCUGCGUGGAGAGGGAGGGUGGCGAGGACGCCAUCAUGUCACACGCCUUCUUCUCCGGCCUCGACUGGAACAGCCUGAAGAAACGAGGCAUCGAGCCGCCAUUCAAACCCAAAAUAAAAUCACUGGAGGACGUGAGUAACUUUGACCCGGACUUCACCCAGGAGGAGCCCACUCUGACGCCCAUCGAGGAUGGCCCUUUCCUGGGCAACCUGGACUUUAAAGACUUCUCCUUCACGGCCCCAGAACUGCUGGCCCGAUAACACUGUGCUGGAGUGCGUUUCUCGACAACAUCGUUGCUAACUAAGUUAGCAACUUACUUCGUUGCAAUGCAAUUUCCCAUUGGAAACCUAGUAAGUUGCUAACUGGUUAGCAACGAUGCUUUCGGGAAACGGGGUCCUGGAUACUAUAGCACGAACAAACAGAGGCUUCUGAAGGAUGUACAGACAGUAGAGUAGAUGUAUGAUUUAAAGGUUGAGUAUGUAAUUUAAUUUUUUGUUGUUCAUUUACGUUUACGGAGUCGAUGCUGUUACCCAUUCACAAGUGUUAUCUUUUUUCAUGUAGAGUAGAGUAGCAUGUAUUAAUCCCGGAGAAAAUGAAGGAAUACCGGAGGAAAUUAAAGCAUGAUUACCGCCACCACCCAUUUCUAAAUAUUCAUUAUGACUUAGGAAUUUACACUUUUCAUACACAAAUGGUGUAUCCUCCCCACGUCUGCCAUCUUGAAUGACCAGAAAACAGACAUCUUUGGCUGCAAAACUUGUACUACUUAAUUCAGACCAGAAAAUUGUUGUUUAUUACUUAGUAAAUAUUCAGGAAAAGUUCUAGUUUGUGAAUGGGCAGCAUGUAUUUUGAAAAUGAACGACUACUUGCAUACUCUACUUUUAAUGAAAUGAAUGGAGAGAUCAACACGUAUUCAUAUGGCACAUACAGGCCCAGUGGGAAAAAAACCCUGCAGAGUACACACUUUGAUCAUCAAAGGUACAGGACAUUGAGGAGAACAUGACAAAGACUCGCACACCAGACGGAAUAGAGACAGUCGUCAACUCGUCAUCACCCUGUGGCUCUAGUGGCCUCCUCCCUCUUUACUGUGAAGGACUGCAUGCCACACGGCUAUGAGCCGCAGCGCUGUGUGGCCCAGGUUUCAUUUCGAAGAAAACAAUUGCCAAAUAUUUAAAGAGAGGUAUAAUAAAGAUAAUAUAUUUUUUAAUAUGCAAUGCAUGACACAUAUUUGCAAGGGAACAUUUUAAGUGAAUAUGUUUUGUGUUUAUUUGUUUUUGGGGCUGUUGAAGGGGUGUUGAAAGACUUGAAGAGAGUUUUAUUAUGUCCAUUGAAAAGGCAAAGCACACAAAUGGGUCAUUCUUCAAUACCGUAAUUACAAUGGCUAGGUGCUAAUAACUGUCUGGACAGAAGAAUUAAUAUUUUUUAUGGCUGACACAUCAACCCCUGAGGCCCUUCAUUGGCUUCAGAUUCACUUUCUGUCGUUUCGACCUCUUUUUUUUUCUCUGACCUUGAAAGUAUGGUCAUUAGUUUGCCAUUGUAAGCAAGCUUCUGAAAGUGAAAGCUUCUGCGUGAAACAGCUUCCGAGAUGUGAAAAGGGCAACAGACCUAACCAAGUGUUUCCAUGCCAAAGACUAGCCAUUUGUUCCAAUUAGUUCUCCUAAAUGGCUGUUUUUGCCGUCCAGCAACAUGCCAGAGGACAAAUGACUUGUUGAGAACAUUGGCACCCAUGUUGUUACUGCAAGAGACAAUGCCAAGUCUUCCCGCACCGUUGCCAGAAUUUUGGUCAUAUUUACCCCCUGUGGCCAUUGGGUUUCUUGGAAUGCUUCAACUCUGUUUAUGUUUUUAUUAUUAUUAUGUGUCUGUUUGCUUGCUAUUUUUCCCAGUCUUGUGAGUGUGAGAUGCGGUUGCUUCUUUCUUGCUGAAGGAUAUCUUAAAAUAUCUUAAACACAAUAAAUUAUUUUAGCACUGUCUAAAAGUAUUUUAGACAUCAUUGCCUUUGCCAUUCCUGAAGUGCUCUAAAUAAAGAAAAGCUGUAUG
Molecule: messenger RNA, 4204 nt
Organism: Engraulis encrasicolus (European anchovy)
Lineage: Eukaryota; Metazoa; Chordata; Actinopteri; Clupeiformes; Engraulidae
Gene: prkchb
Product: protein kinase C, eta, b
Exons: 14
Coding region: 406-2430 (674 amino acids)
Biological process (GO): protein phosphorylation
Cellular component (GO): cytoplasm; nucleus
Molecular function (GO): diacylglycerol-dependent serine/threonine kinase activity; ATP binding
Source: RefSeq, a predicted model, not a curated record